Molecule: messenger RNA, 2535 nt
Organism: Lichtheimia ornata
Lineage: Eukaryota; Fungi; Mucoromycota; Mucoromycetes; Mucorales; Lichtheimiaceae
Exons: 6
Coding region: 1-2535 (844 amino acids)
Biological process (GO): post-transcriptional regulation of gene expression
Cellular component (GO): cytoplasm
Molecular function (GO): mRNA binding; metal ion binding
Source: RefSeq, a predicted model, not a curated record
AUGGAGAAGCAACAACAUCCACCAAGGGGCUCGCUUGUCGACAUGAGCUAUUCAGUUGGCAUACAUCCUCUUUAUGAUACAUCAUCAUCUCCUUUAUGUCGCCCACCACCAUCCAUUGAUAAUUGUACUACAUCAUCUUCAUCAACGUCCCAAUCACGACGCAAUUCGAAUGAUAACUUUGAAGAAUCUGGCUUGUGUUCAGUGUUUGACAAGUUAAAGGUGGAGGAUCGCAGGAAUUCAUGCCCACAGGAUUCAAUCAAGCAGGGUGGUAAUGGUGGAGGUCAUCGUUCUAUGAGCGUAGAUGUCGGAUCAAUGCAACACAACAAAAUACCCACCAAUAAUAGGGCCAUGUUGGAUACUCCUACGCCUUCCAAUCUCCUCUCUACUAGAAAUCACCACCUCCUCUUUGACGCUGAUCCACGCCAACUAGACAUGCAUCACCACCCUUUUACUCCUCCUGCUCCUCCACCACCUCCUCAAACUUUGCCACUCGUUGAUCCAUAUCUUUCCUCACGCUAUGCAGGAUCCACUGACAAGUAUCAUUCUCAUACGACAACUCCUACUGGAUUGUUUUCAACGUCACCUUGUCUUGAUUUUACAUCAUCUCUUCGGCGUAAUUCUUGUCGUCAAAAUAGAAGUGUUGAUUCUCUCAGAAGCAAGUCGUGGGCGCAAUAUUUGGAGAAUGCAUCUACAUCAUCAUCAUUCAGCCCAUCAUCCACAGAGGAGGAUUCUUCUUAUCUCCCUACAAAUGCACGUGCUCAAGCUGCUUUUUAUGGAUCACCAAGACGCUUUUCGUACGGAUGGCCAGAAGCGGGGAAUGGCAAAUACAACUGCUUACCGACAAAUAUGAAAUCCAAAAACAGCAGCAGCAGGCUGGCUACCUCGCAUUCUUAUUCGGAUCUUCAUGGCACGGCUUUACGACCCUAUCAUGCCGAUCAUGAUCUGACACUACUACCCUGUCCACAGUAUCAUCAAUAUGGCUUUUGCAUGUUGCAAGAACGAUGUCCAUAUACUCAUCACCAUCAUGACACCACCACCACAACACCAUCCUCCUUGGAUACAGCUACUGAUCAUGUAUCAAGCAUGGAGCAACAACUCCCCUUUUAUGCUUGUUAUCCUCAUUCCAUGCUACAAGGCCUUGCCACCCAUACAACAAGCACUACACCAAAACAACUCAACAACACGAGUAGUAUGAUGAUGCGCCCACCACCACCACCAGCUGCUAUGCUUGGUCGACGUACGAGUUGUAGCCCAAUCACCUCUUUAUCAUCAACAACGGAUGAAUCAGCAGCAGCACGCUUUGCUGGUGCCACAUUGGAUGAUUUUCGGGGUCAACUUUACGAUUUAUGCAAAGACCAAAAUGGAUGUCGCUUUUUACAAAAGAAAUUGGAGGAACCAGAUGAUCAACAACAUUUGCAAAUGAUCCUUGGUGAAGUCCAGCCUUACUUUGUGGAGCUGAUGACCGAACCUUUUGGCAAUUACCUUUGUCAAAAGUUGAUUGAGCAUUGUGAUGAUAAUCAACGUAAUGUCUUGGUGGAUACGGUGGCACCGGAUAUUCUCAGGAUUUCACUCAACAUGCAUGGCACACGCGCUGUACAACGCUUGAUUGAAUUUAUAUCAACACCCCAUCAAAUCUAUACGAUCAUUGCAGCACUCGAUCCCAACGUGGUCACCUUGAUCAAGGAUUUGAAUGGCAACCACGUGAUUCAAAAAUGCCUUCAUCGUUUGUCUGUGGAGCACAAGCAAUUCGUAUACGACGCUGUGAGUGAACAUUGUAUCCAAGUGGGAACCCAUCGUCAUGGUUGUUGCGUAUUGCAACGUUGCAUUGAUUAUGCAUCCGAGGCACAAAAGGAUCAACUUGUCAAGGUCAUUACAUGGCAUGCUUUACCUCUUGUUCAAGAUCCAUUUGGGAAUUACGUUGUUCAAUACGUCCUGGAUCUAGGUGAUAUUACCUACACCGAUACCCUUGUGCGAUGCUUCCUCGAACAUGUGUGUGAUUUGAGUGUCCAGAAAUUCAGCUCCAAUGUCAUUGAAAAAUGUAUUCGUGUGGCCGAACCUGAGACACGUCGGCUAUUGGUAGCCGAGCUGAUGAACGAAUCCAGCAUUGAAAAACUACUUCGAGAUUCGUUUGCCAAUUACGUUGUACAAACAUGUCUUGAGUAUGCCGACGAGGAUCAACGUUUGCAUCUCAUUGAACUCAUUCGUCCACUCCUCCCAUCCAUUCGAAGCACUCCUUACGGUAAACGUAUUAGUAGCAAGAUCCAACGUGAACAAGCAGCAGGACGACAUCAUCAUCAUCAUGGUACUACUAGUAUGCGUCAACAUCAGAGCCUUGGAUCGCUUCGUUAUAAAACUAGUACUACCAACAACAGCAACAACCAUCCUGGGGCAUUUGCAGCAGGCGGCAGCUCCUCCUCCUCCAUGUACAAUCAUCAAAGUAAUGGCUAUGGCAAUUCGCUGGUUUUCGGGUUGCCACUGCUAGGCAAUAACGCUUCUCGUUAUCCAUACCACCACCACCACCACCACCACCACUGA